UGGAUGGCAGACUCUGAAACGAAAUGCUGUUUUAAGAGACACCAAAGAUGCUGACAAGAAAAAUUAAACUUUGGGACAUCAAUGCCCAUAUAACUUGCCGCCUUUGCAAUGGUUAUCUUAUUGAUGCUACCACUGUAACGGAAUGCUUGCAUACCUUUUGCAGGAGUUGCUUGGUAAAAUAUUUGGAAGAAAAUAAUACCUGUCCCACAUGCAGGAUAGUAAUACACCAGAGUCACCCUCUCCAGUAUAUUGGUCAUGACAGAACAAUGCAAGAUAUUGUUUACAAGCUUGUUCCAGGUCUUCAAGAAGCGGAAAUGAAGAAGCAGAGGGAAUUCUACCACAAAUUGGGCAUGGAAGUACCAGGUGACAUCAAAGGGGAGACGUGCUCAGCCAAGCAGCAUUUAGAUUCUCACCGUAAUGGGGAAACUAAAGCAGAUGAGAGCACAAACAAAGAAACAUCAGAAGAGAAACAGGAAGAAGAUAAUGAUUAUCACAGAAGUGAUGAACAGGUAAGCAUCUGCUUGGAAUGCAACAGUAGCAAAUUGCGUGGAUUGAAGAGGAAGUGGAUUCGUUGCUCAGCACAAGCUACAGUCUUGCAUCUAAAGAAGUUCAUUGCCAAAAAACUUAAUCUUUCUUCAUUUAAUGAGCUGGAUAUAUUAUGCAAUGAAGAAAUUCUGGGCAAGGACCAUACUCUCAAAUUUGUAGUUGUUACAAGAUGGAGAUUUAAGAAAGCACCUCUACUGCUACAUUACAGACCGAAAAUGGACUUGCUGUAAGAACUGUUUUGUCCUUGUGGACGGUUUUUUGCAGAGACUAUCAUCAGGCACCUUCUUAGUGCAUCAUUACUCAAUUCACUCGUGACAUAGACCAGCAAAAUCCAUCCCUGAAAACAGUAGUACUUUCUCACUCCGCCAUUCUGAAUAUUUCUCUAAGAGAUGCAUUAAACUCAACUUUCAGGACAGUAAAAAA
Protobothrops mucrosquamatus (brown spotted pit viper) is the source of this 969-nucleotide messenger RNA. RefSeq names its product polycomb group ring finger 3 (gene PCGF3). The record is from RefSeq and is a predicted model, not a curated record. The transcript has 9 exons. Gene Ontology annotation, biological process: regulation of transcription by RNA polymerase II. NCBI's taxonomy places the organism in Eukaryota, Metazoa, Chordata, Lepidosauria, Squamata, Viperidae. The coding region runs from base 48 to 776 and encodes 242 amino acids. Gene Ontology annotation, cellular component: PRC1 complex.